GCUUGAGAGUGACGUCAGGGCGACCGUGUUGUGAUUGAUGUCCGGGAUUAAAGAUGGGAGCCUGGAAGGAUGCGGAGACUUUAUCGCACAGCGGGGAUGAGGAUGAGAGAGACCCCAUGGACAGGGCCGCGAACCCAUGGAACAUUAUGAUAAAACAUCGCCAGGUGCAGAGGAGGGGACGGCGGUCUCAUGUGUCUGUGAGUUUCACAGAUCCUGCAGUUUCAAUGGAUCUGUUACGAGCGGUUCUGCAGCCAAGCAUUAAUGAGGAGAUACAGAAUGUUUUUGACAAGUACAUGAAGUUCUUCCAGAAGGCUGCAAUUAAUGUAAGGGAUAAUGUUGGAGUUCCAUAAAGAGAGUAAGACAAGGAGAUGAUGAUUUGUCGCUGCGAAGGAGCCCAGUGCCAAAGAAGAGGAAGGGGAGGCCACCCGGUCAAGUGUCCAGUGACCGAGCCAAUUUAGGAUUUACACCACUGAAGCUUAAAGCUACUGAGCCAAUUAAACGUGAAGGCCCAAAGUGGGACCCAGCUAGACUUGAUGAAAGGACCACUUUUGUGCUUGGUUCUCGAGCUAACAAGGCCCUAGGAAUGGGAGGUACGAGGGGAAGAAUUUACAUUAAGCACCCUGAAUUAUUUAAGUAUGCGGCAGACCCUCAGGAUAAACAGUGGCUGACAGAGCAACAGCACAUGAAGGCUACUGGUGGAAAGAUGGCAUAUCUACUCCUGGAACAAGAUAUCCUGGAUUUGGCUGCCAAUGAUGAUUACAAGGAUAGUCUGGAACUGAAGCUGGAUGAACUGAAAUCGUUUUCUGCCCCAGCAUGGAUGAUUGAGAAGAUGAGAAAAUAUAUGGAAUUGCUACGCACAGAACAAGAUUAGCAGACUUUUCAUCUUUUUAAAGGAACAGUAACAUCAAAUUUUUAAUACUUAAUUCCCCCCAAAACAGCUGUAAUAUGAUUAAGGCUUACUUGGAUCUUUUUAAAUUGAAUUGAAUUUGACUUUCGUUGUGCCUCAUAGGAGAUAGGAAAAAAGGUGACUGAACCAGAAUUCAUCUUUGCACUGAUUACUUAAAGCUCCUAAGCUUUUUUUCAGCAUCUCCAGCUUAAAUAUAUGCUCACAUCACUAAACCCAAAGCCGUGUUAAAGAAUAGAAACAUAAAAUGUAAGCUGCAGGCACUGAAAACUGAAAAAAACCUUAGGUGCUUUAGGUCAUCAGUGAGAAGCUGACUUCCAGUUAAGUGCACAGGAAUUUAACCUUCAUUAUUAUUUUUUCUAUGGGGCAUUUUGCAAAUCAGAUUCAAGCGGAAGAUUUAAUAAAGUAAGUCUUAACUGUCAUUAUAGCUGUUUUGGGCGCAAUUAAGUUUUUUUAAAAAAACUUUUGGUGUUACUGUUCAUUUAAAGUACUGUUGUACUUACCUUGAGGUACAGGUAUCAUUGCACAGUAAAGAUCCAUAUCUUCAUGCUGCAGUAUUUGUCCAAGCCUCUACUAAUUCAUAGUGUGUUUGGCACCUAGGCUAGAGUCCUGCAGCAGGUCUGGAAUACUCGCAAAUUGAUCAGAAUUCGGGAGAAAAAUCCCAGAUGGUCCUGACUGUGCGGGUGGUCCGGAUCUGGUGCAGGUCUACAACAUUAGACCCGUGCAGUACUCUAACCUAGGCAUCUUCAGUAAGCAGCCCACUAAGCAUGUGCCGUGCCACCAACACCAGCAAAACAUCUGUCCUAAACUGGAAAAAUAUAAAGCAACAGGCAGUAACAUAGGAGGAAUGAAUCUGUAUUGUCAUAGAGCUGCUGUAAAUUUGGGCUUGUACAACCCAAUGCAUAUGGUGUUUCAUUUUUAGUAAAAAUCCCUUUGUUGUGCUGCAAGUUUGAAAAAAAUACAGUCCAGCCAUUUGAAAAUAACAUAAUUUUGCAGCAUUUUAUGGUAUGGCUUUCCUGCAUUCUACCUAGUUUGUACCCAUAAAGCAUCAUCAGACAUACGUGUGCCAUGCUGUGUAUGUGAUUAAAAAAAAU
This is a messenger RNA of Xenopus tropicalis (tropical clawed frog), 1998 nucleotides long. NCBI's taxonomy places the organism in Eukaryota, Metazoa, Chordata, Amphibia, Anura, Pipidae. The record is from RefSeq.